GACGCACAGCGAACUCCUUUUGACGCCUCCUUUGUCGUUCUCAUGCCUGGCCAUGCACUGGACAUUGUUGAAGUUUCGCUACUGGCCCCAGCGGAGGUGGACGAUGCGCUUGCGGAAGUGCAAAUGCACAGGGAACCUCACCUCAGGUCUCGUUUCCCUCUCUUGGUGCCAAUUGAACCCCAGCUCUGUUUGGAGUUUGCCGUGCUGAUUGGGCUCCCUGCUUGGGCCGACAAUGUGCCAGUGGUCCUCUGUGACUGUCGCGCGUACAGCGGUAAGUUCUUUGCAGUGCCUAUAUCUCCUGCAAUGCGUCGGGAGGACCUGUUAGUGGUCGCUGGCCUAGGUAGUGGAGCGCAGGUCCAUGUCUACGUCAGCCGUGCUCAUUGGGCCCUCUCCCAAGGACAGGUGGUCCGCCUGCAAACGGGGGACCUCUUUGCUAUCGUUCCUUACGGCAGUUCCUUUGUCCACGGGCUGCCGCUUGAGGAUAUGCUGGCCAGCGCUGAUGAGUGGGAUGCCAGCUAUAUACCUGAGGACAGCGAGCCCCUGGGUUUCUGGGUCCUCUCAGACGUUGAGUCCUUUCGUAUGCCUGUGCCGGCGAAUUCUGGUGUUCUUUUGCGCACUGAGCUGGCCUCCCUGGUCGGACAAGAGCCUCACUUGCUGACUAUACGGGGCACUAUGCCGCACAUUUCUAAUUUUGCUGACCUCGGUUGCGGGUGCUGCGCUGUGCUGGUGGUCACUACCCUGGUUGUUCGUCCUACUAGCCGGCCUACGAUACAGGCCGUUGUCGUUUUUGACCUUCGUCCGCUCCUUAGGGGUCUGGAGUGGCAGGUUUGCCAUGGAGACAGUCUUCGCCUGCGACUGCUACUUGAUCGCUUUGCUAUUGGAUGCCCUCACGGGCUACGUCCUUAUAUUCAGGGCGGCACUCUCUUCUUUCGAGAAGGGGACCCUUGGAUCGCGGUCGCCGACGGACAAGUCCUGAUUGUGGAGUACUUGCCUCCGGGCUCGGCUGAUGGCUCUGCAGCUACGCCAACCAUGCAUGAUAGCAGCGACGAGGACUCCGAUCCGGAGGAUGAAGGCCCACCGUCUCCUCAUCAAGGAAGGCAAGAUCGUAGCAGGUCCCCGCGAAACGGGGCAGGUGCCCGCGUUUACAGCCCUGCUCGCGAGCCUGCUACAGCCUUUGAAGCUGCCGACCCAGCUCAUCUGAGCUCUGCCCCCGCGUCUUUCGCACCUUUUGGACCUUUCGCGCACUUUGUUUCUUCCCUGCUUGGUGCGGUUGGUCUCGGUUCCUUCAUGGUCCCUUGGCGGCUAGGCCUCCUGAGCCUACUGUGCAACGCUCAGCCCGGAAAAGCUAUGCAUCUUCGUCCGCACCCCGUUGGUGCGGAGCCCGUCUUGCACGCCACAGGCGCAGUUGAUCUCAAUUGGGUUUCUGGUAGAGUUGAAAUGUGGGCUGGUCGUGAUGACCUAGACGUCCUUCCAGCAGGACAGCGCCAGUUCACCCCUUUCCUCCCAGCCCACAGUGGAUCACCUCAGGUUUUUGGUAGCGUGCGGGUUGGAUACCGGCCUCACAUACCCACUCCAUGUCGUAACCUUGUGCUGGACCCCUUGCUUGAGGUCCGGCACUAUUGUUCGCACACUCGUCUGCAAACGCUGCUGGAAGAGAGUGUUGAAAGGUCGCUUGGCGAGGUUUUCUUCGAGGCUGCAGCCCUUCUUCUUACACUUACUGAGCAUUUCGAUGCCCUCCAGAAAGCGGGUGCCGCCCGUCUCGAUCCCUCUCCUGCGCCGCGUGUUCUUUCACUGGCUGAUGCGAUAUCGGCGCCCAGGGCGAGGUUGGAGCAGAGUGGUGUCGAGUUCUUUGACCUGGAUGUUGGCCAAUGUCUAAUUCCGUGCUCCGACGGACUUAUUGCUUCGCUUACUAGCCAUGCCCCCUUUCGCUCCUUGGCUGGGCCCCCUCAUGGCGUGCCUGACCCCGGCAGGUUUGCCAAUUGGGUCCGGGCAGGUUCUGUCGGUCGAUCUCUCGGCCCGCGUGAGAUGUUGACCUUGACGUCGGACGGCUCCUUUUCGCCAGGAUCCGGCGCAGCGGGAUGGGCAGUUGUUCUUAGUGCGAUCUCCAUCGAUGAUUAUCGCGUCCCUGGCUCUUUCGUUGGCUGCAUAUAUGGGCCCCUUUCGCCCUUCGCUGAGGCUAUUGGCAAUGCCUUUGGUGCGCCUGACCCCUACCUUGCCGAGCUGGCGGGCCUUUUUUGGGCGGCAGUCUUGGGAUUCAAGCUUCCCUGUGUCACAGGCCUACUGAUACGGGCCGAUAACAUGAGUGCUUUGCACGGGGCCGAGGGCACUGAGCAGCUUAAAUGUCACCCAUUGGGGCAGGCCGUUGCUAGCUUGCAUGUUGCCCUGCGGCUCCGCCUGCAAGACCGUGUCUGGUAUCAGCAUGUGGCUGGACACAGCGGGGAUUGCAGCAACGAGCUUGCUGACGGUCUCGCUGCGAUAGGCUCAAGGGGUCGUUGCUCUCUGGGUGAUUUUCAGAUUCCUUUGGUUCCUUGGUUUGCCGAGGGAGGGGUUGCCUUUCGAUGGCUGCCACACGUAUGCAUGACACAAAAGAACCCACUCGGGCUCCCACGAUUGGCUGAUGGCCUACUCUCUUGGGGCAUGACACAACCCGCCCCUCAGCUGAGCCCUGAGGCGAUCAUGCAUCCCUUUACAUGCACACUUGAGGCCUCAUGUGCACCUGUUGGGCGCAGCAGCUGCUUGGAGUUCGCCUGUGUUACUUUCAACGCUCUUUCCCUUCUGGAACCCACAGGUGAAGCCCACGACGAGGGAUCCGGCCUGUACGGAGCCGUUGGCCGUGUCGCUAUGCUCGCCCGCUCCCUGCGAGAGAAUGGGGCUUUUCUCGCAGGCAUACAAGAGGCGCGCACUCCAGCGGGAACCUCCCGACGGUCCGACUUUGUCAGAUAUUGCUCGGGGUGCACGGAACGCCGAAGCCACGGUAUAGAAGUCUGGAUAGCGGUCGGGGCACCAUGGCCGCCCCACACUGCCAUAGUGCUGCACGCCUCGCCUACCAGGCUCAUCAUGAGAGUCAACUUCAUGCAGAUCUGCCUCUACAUCAUUGCUGCCCACGGACCGCAUCGAGCCCACACGGCUCAGUUUAGAACGCAGUGGUGGGAGGAGACCACCAAUCUCUGCAGGAGUUUUUGCCAAGAUGGUUUGUGGUUGGGCUUGUUGGAUGCCAACGGCCGCAUCGGGUCCAACGAGAGCGCUCACAUCGGCGGUUGGCACGCCGACGUUGAGGAUGACGGAGGUGAAGCCCUCCAUGGCCUCCUCCGCCAUCUCGAUGCCUGGAUACCCUCCACCAUGGAAAGUUGUGCGUUCGGCCCUAGUGGCACGCUUUUGCAAAAACAAUCCAAGGAGCUUCAGAGAAGCGACUUUGUGCUGCUACCUAUGGCAUGGCGUCAUUGCCAGACGAAGGCUUGGGUGGAGCCUAGUAUUGUCUGUGGACAUGGUGUGCUCGACCAUUUGGCUGCGGUUGCUCGUGUCACGCUGCUCCAAGUCCGCAGCUGUAAGUCCAGUAAGCGUGGCCGCAUCGAUGGGGCUGCCAUACUUGCACCGGAGAACCAAGAGACCAUGCUUCGUAUUCUCGAUGCUGCUCCUAGUAUACCAUGGGAUGCCAACAUCAACGACCACGCGGCUAAGCUAACGGGCUACCUGCAUGAGGAGCUUCUUGCUGCCUUUCCACUCCGUGCUAGACGAAUGAGGCAGUGCUUCCUCUCCGAUGACGCGGGAGAUCUUCAUCGGCUGGUCGCGCACACGAGACAUGCCUUACGCAGCCGCCUCGAAGCGUUAGCCCUUGCUAGGCUGCGCUGUAGCUUCCUUGCUUGGACCUCUGCCUGUGACACUUUCGCCCAGCUCUUCAGGGGCUCUUGGCUUCGUCGGCUGCGUGCGGUUAUUGGCUUCCUGGUUGAGCGUCUCAGCGAAGCAGGCAAGGCCUUGCGCAAACGCUGCCGCGCUGAUAAGCGGGCGUAUUUGGAAUCCCUUGCGGACGAGGUGGAGGUUAGCGGCCCGGGACAGGCUCAUGCUGCUCUCAAGCGGAUGCUUCGCCCCAAAAGAUAUCGUAAGGCUGGGCCGGCUCCCUUGCCUCAACUACGGAAAGGUGACGGCACUUUAUGUGGCUCUCACGAUGAGAUCACGCUCCGCUGGAGGGAGCAUUUCUCCGCCAUGGAAGGGGGCAGGUCCUGCUCUCCUUCGGAGCUGGCUCAGGAGGGCUUGCGCUGGCAGGCAUCAGCUGUGCCUGCCGAAUCUCUUGACCCGCGGGAGAUGCCCGACUUCCUUUCUGUUAUGGAUGCAUUUCGUAGUGUACAUCCUGGCAAGUCGGCUGGGCAGGUGCUUCACAAAUCGCUCCGUGGGCUCGUCAUGCGUGAGGUGAACCAGUCGAUGGGCGCCCUUCAUUUCGGCGGCCAAAAGGGCUCCUCGCAUGUCUUUGGUGCUUUCUGCAGUCGCACUUUUCUUGAGCACGCCAAGCAUCGAGGCUUGUCGUCCGGCAUUCUGUUUUCGGAUCUGAUAUCCGCUUACUACGCCGUCGUCCGGGAGGUGGUAAUGGGCACCGGCCUUACACCUACACCCUUCCCGCAGGUUGUGUCCUCUCUUGGCUUGACACCUGAGGACCUUCAGAUUUUGACGGCAUAUGCAACCGAAGCCCCGAUCUUACAUGACGCUCGAUGCCCCGAGUUGCUCCGGCGCCUUGUUCGCGAGCUGCAUAGCUUUACAUGGUUUGCCUUACAGGGCGACUCUUCCCUCGUCCUGACCACACGUGGAACACGCCCCGGCGGAUGCCUCGCGGACUCGGUGUUUUCGCUUCUGUUUGCGCGGGUGCUACAACGUCGCGGGAACUUUGCCGGCACCGGCUGGCAACCGCGAGUGCCUUGGAGUGGUCAGCGCGAGCUCGUCCUUCUGCCUGAUGCCCGUUCCGCACCCUGUGAGGAGGUGGUGCAGGACCUGGUGUAUGCGGACGACUUGGCGUCCUGCGUGAUAGCUGCCGAGGCUGCUGAGAUCCCCCGCGCUGUCACGCACAUUGCCGGGGUGACGCUAGACUGCCUUGCCAACCAUGGCUUGUCCGCCAACAUCGGUCCUAGGAAAACAGCGGCUAUGCUCUGCCCCACGGGUGUUGGAGCUAAGCGCGUCAGAGACCAGGUCUAUACGCGAAGGCGGGGCUGCCUCACGGUCCUCCGUGAUACUGCCACACCGGUCACACUGGAGGCAGUUGCCACUUACCGGCAUCUUGGGGCUACGAUUUGCUUUAGCGGCUUAAUGCUGCCGGAGAUUCGUGGCAAGCUGGCGUUGGCGCGUGCCGCCUUCAAAGAAGGCCAGGCCAAGGUAUUUUGUGCGCGGCCCAUCUCCCUUCCCAAGAGAGUCACCCUGUUUCGCACACAUGUGUUGUCCGUCCUACUCACGGGCUCGGGUGCUUGGCCUCUCCUGUGCUGUUCCAGUUGGAACUUGUAUGAGCAGGGUCUUUUCGCACUGUAUCGGCGUCUUCUACGCGUUCCCCGCGCAGCUGACCAACGCAUCAGUCGCGCCAGGUCGAGCGACUACGUUUCUUGGGACAGCUUAUGCGUAAUGGGCCUAGGGCAGCAUGGGCCCUGCUCCAGCAUGUCACUGCGGCUUCACACGCCUGCGCUUGCUGCAAAAUUGCUUUUGCGGACUUCCAAUCUUGGUCUGCGCAUGCGGCCAGAUCGCACGGUUACCGGGCACGCUCUCGGAGGUAUGGGAUUGGAGUACGGUGUCAGGCAUGUGGUGCUGUCUUUGCGCAGCAGCGCCGGCUUGUUCGUCACCUCCAGUUCGCCAGUGAGUGUUGCCGCGCUGUGGUGCACGGCUCUCCGGCUCUGCUACCCCCUCUCCUUCUCCCUGAGGGAGGCGCGUCACAUUGGUCCCGACUUCAGCCCUGAGUUACUUGCGCUUCUGAGGGCGAAUGUUGUUGCGAACGAUGAGCACAUCUUUGGUCUAGUUUCCGGGGUCUUUGAGCCUUUCGAACUGCUUGCUAGCACACUCCGAGUUUGGAUCAGUGAACUGCCCGCCGGAAGCAUGAAGGUUCAGGCUGAGGACGUUCUUCUCUGUUGGGACGUGAGCCUCCUCUGCGAUCGUGCCUCUGCGGUCACGCAAGCUGCCGCCGACACCACUGACGCCGUCGACUUCGCCGAUUUCAGGCCUUGUUUCGUCCCCCGGCGACUUGGAUCGGCUUCUCUCCGUGGGGUUGGUUUGCAGGUCGGAGAUUCAGCUGCUAGGACGGGCUGGCCGGGCGCUUUCCCUGCUAUCGACAGUUGGACUAGCGUCGACUUCCACGUGGGUUCUCUGCCUCUGACCUCCUUCCUUGGCUUGGCUAUCACGAUCCCCGGGCCCCCUAUUGUCUCUUCUCCGUUCUGGGAUGUGCCCUCUUGUGCCCUUCGUCAACAGAGGUUACACCGGGCUUGGCUGGAAUCUGCCCUCACUUGGAUUUCCGCGGCCUUUGACUUCUCUGGACUUGGGCGGCCUUGUCAUGUCUCUUUUGAGUUCCCCCGCUCGCGCGGCGGCUAUUUUACUGAGUGGCUGGAGCAUACAGCUAACAUGGCUGACGGCUCUGCGCUCUUUCUCUCGUUUCACCCUGAAUUC
This is a messenger RNA of Symbiodinium sp. CCMP2456, 6624 nucleotides long. The record is from the annotation of a GenBank genome assembly. NCBI's taxonomy places the organism in Eukaryota, Dinophyceae, Suessiales, Symbiodiniaceae.